Molecule: messenger RNA, 969 nt
Organism: Phaeoacremonium minimum UCRPA7
Lineage: Eukaryota; Fungi; Ascomycota; Sordariomycetes; Togniniales; Togniniaceae
Product: putative mrna decapping protein
Exons: 2
Coding region: 1-969 (322 amino acids)
Biological process (GO): deadenylation-dependent decapping of nuclear-transcribed mRNA
Cellular component (GO): nucleus; P-body
Molecular function (GO): RNA 7-methylguanosine cap binding; hydrolase activity
Source: RefSeq, a predicted model, not a curated record
AUGCCAACUCCAGAGGAGCUGGUUCCCAAAUUCAAGCUCGAGCGGCUGCUCAACCAGGACCAGGCAGGACGACGAACCUCUGUGCUCGGCACGAUCGACGAGCAGCCGGCCCUCCUGAUCCUCGAGCGCGCCCCCUUCCCCAGCUCCACCGACUACCUAGGCUCCGUGGCGGGCAGCCUACGGACGCUCAAGAACCUCGGUGCCAAUGACAUCUACCACUGGUACAUGGCCAGCAGCGGGGCCAUUGACCACCCAGACAGCGACCAGUUCGCCGACCUGAAGAUCAAUCUCAUCUACCCGUGCACGGAGCAGCAUGUCAAGAAGUACAGCAAGCAAGGGGUGCGCUUCGUGACGGAGACGCCCGAGAUAUACAGGGACAAGAUACGGCCGUACAUGCUCUCGAAGCGCGAGCAGGGGCGGCUCAACUGGGUCUUCAACAUUAUAGAGGGACGAAAAGAGGUAGAGGACGUUAUAUACAGAACCAAACUGGGCGAGGCAGGGGACGAGGGGUUCCUGCUCUUGCCCGACCUGAACUGGGACAGAAAGACAGUCGAAGCCCUGCACCUCCUGGGUAUUGUCGAGAGGCGGGACAUCUGGAGCUUGAGAGACCUCAGGAAGAAGCAUAUUCCUUGGCUACAACACAUGAAGACCAAGUUCAUAGAAGCGACGGAGAAGGUCUACCCUGAGAUCGAGACCGACCAGCUGAAGCUCUACGUCCACUACCAACCGACAUACUACCACUUCCACAUUCACAUCGUCCAUGUCCAGCUCGAGGCGGGCGCGACACAAGCAGUGGGGAAAGCGAUCGGACUAGACAGCAUAAUCGAGCAGCUGAGGAGUAUGGGCGGGGACGACGAGGCGGGUAUGGAGCAGGUAUCAUUAAGUUAUACACUCGGCGAAGCGAGCGAGCUCUGGACCGAGAUAUACGAGCCCAUCAAGAGGAGCGGUACAGCUUCUCAAUCGCAAUGA